GGGAAGGGCACCGGCACGGCAACGCUCGUCUUCUCUCCCUUGACCUUGGGGCGUAGGCGCAGUGGUGCAGCCUGCAGAUAGAACGGCGUCUGCGCCAUCCAAACCAACCGAACCAGUGGACAGGAACGGACCAAUCACCGACCGGCCAGCCUCAACCAGGAAACGCACCACACCUCCGAUCGCGCGCCAAGAACCACCGCCCCUGGUUGCGCGCCAAAUUGACUCCUAGUCCUCCUAUCCCAUGGCGCCUCAGGCCCUGCGCUUGCUGAGGCUGACGACCCCACUCGGACCCAGAGGCGGCCACCACGCGCCGCCGCUCUUCGCCAAGCGGCUGCCGCUCGUCGUCGCCUUCCCCCGCGGCGCCGGCGCCUCCUGCUCCGCCGUGCAGGAAUCGUCCGCCGCCGCCGCCGCAACCACCGUUAGUGAGAAGAAGGACGCGGACGGUGACAACAAGGAAGCCGCAGCGGAGGCGAAGCCGGCAGCCAAGCCUGCGGCGGCGGCUGCGAAGCUGAAGAAGCCCCCGCCGAAGCCGCUCCCUGAGAUGAUGGAGGAGGAGAUCAUCCCUCCGCUCAAGGCUGCUCUGGAGGGCGAGGAGGAUGUGUCCCAGGUCGAGCUCUCCUUCCAAAACAACACGGUGAGACCACUGGAUUGGCCACUACAUAUAUUAGCCCUUAAGAUUGUGAUUUGGCGUUGCUACUGCACUUUUGUCAGCGUCAAAGUUAAUCAGGAACGAACCGAUUUACAUACCACAAGCAGGUUGGAAGGCUCAUUCCAAAAGAAAGACAUCCCCUAUUACUUCUGGGCCUUCUUUCCACAGGGAGAUCUCACAGGGCCGAAGGGGUUCGCGAUGACGUCGUACUCCAUGGAGGUGAGCACCAUCGAGCCGUUCCUGGUAGACGAGAAGAGGGUCACUCCCCAGUACGUGGUGUUCUGGGUGUACAAGAGGCUGGCAGGCCAGGGGAUCCUCCCGGUCUGGAAGGAAGAGGACCUGAAUCCUGAGCCCAGCACAGUAGCGAAGUAGCAACACAUACACAACACAACUUUCAGGGUUGAUCCAUGAUCAUACGGGCACGAGCUGCUCUGUGUAUAUAUACGGUGUCCAUGCCUAACUGUGGAUCGUGUAAAUCUGCUGCAGAAUGUUCAGCUUCUAAUCAUGAUCUUGAUUAUCGUAUUUGAGGUGCUAAA
This is a messenger RNA of Brachypodium distachyon (stiff brome), 1185 nucleotides long. RefSeq lists its product as uncharacterized. NCBI's taxonomy places the organism in Eukaryota, Viridiplantae, Streptophyta, Magnoliopsida, Poales, Poaceae. The record is from RefSeq and is a predicted model, not a curated record. The transcript is spliced from 4 exons. Bases 242 to 1021 code for a protein of 259 amino acids.